Messenger RNA from Yamadazyma tenuis ATCC 10573, 1353 nucleotides. It is a transcript of the gene MIG1, whose product is annotated as C2H2-type zinc finger protein. NCBI's taxonomy places the organism in Eukaryota, Fungi, Ascomycota, Pichiomycetes, Serinales, Debaryomycetaceae. Gene Ontology annotation, molecular function: RNA polymerase II cis-regulatory region sequence-specific DNA binding. The record is from RefSeq and is a predicted model, not a curated record. Gene Ontology annotation, cellular component: cytoplasm; nucleus.
AUGACCGAGGUCGUUAAUGAUAUAGACGCCAACUCUCCUAAGGUCGCAAAGACCAAGGACGAUAGGCCCUAUAAAUGCCCCAUGUGCGAGAAAGCAUUCCACCGGUUAGAACACCAAACAAGACACAUCAGAACCCACACGGGUGAAAAACCCCAUCCCUGUACGUUCGCUGGAUGCACCAAACGCUUCUCCCGAAGUGACGAGUUGACCCGUCAUUUGCGGAUCCACAAUAAUCCCGUCACCAGAAAGAGAAAGAACAAGAUGAACCACGACUAUACAUCCCAAGACUUGGACGAGCACCGCCAUUCGGUUCUGGACCUGGGGCUCGCCAAGUUGGCCGAGGCUGCCGCCAUCCCCGUGCAACUCCAGAGCCUUCCCAGCGGGGCCCAGUUCAUCCCCGUGGCCAUCGAUAAAGGAGGCCAGGCGAUCUAUCAUCAGGGGUACCCCAUUUACCUUGUGACAGCAGGACAAGGAGAGCAGAAACCGUACCAGCUUCAGAACGGACUGGCGGUGUUCUCCAUGCCGCUGUCGCCCACCACCGGCUCCGCCACCGGUACCUCUGGCUCCACCACCGCGCCCUCCGGACCGCACCCUUCGCCGCAGGCUGCAACCUUGACUCCGUCCAUUAUCAAACUGGAACUGUCCAGCUCCAUCGGCGUGUUUUCUAACGAGUCUUCGUCGCACUCUCUCAGCACCUCGCCCGACCAGACCUUGUAUACCCCUAUCCCUGGUUCCGCCAAAAAACUCCCAUCGCUCACCAAUUUGAACGAAUACUUUGUCUUGAAAGCAGGCUCCAACAAAACCUCCAGCUCCUCGUUGUCGUCGAUGCAGUUUGGUGCUUCCCAUGCCUCUCACCCUAACCUCCCAUCACUCGGAUCGCUUCCUCGGAUGACUCCCAUCAAAUCAAUUCCCGUUCCCAAUCCCCAGCGCAACAUCUCCUAUCCCCUGACUCCAUACUCGCUCGGGGCCUCCGCCACCUAUUUUGCCCCGCUGCAGGGCCUCAAGGUACGCGACAAGUCGUCGUCCAGUUUGAACUUGGAGUUUGCUCACGCCCAGAAGAAACUGAGACCAAGCUCUCCAAGCCUGUCGUUCACCAACUUGGUGAUGACGAGCAACCUGUCGUACCAUAACCCCGGGUUUAUCAUCUCGCCAUCCGAAACUCCAUUGCAGACUCCGUCACAAUCGCCUCAUCUCAAGCCGGCAAAUGCUCAAUUGCAGCCGGACUUGGUGAAGUUGAACAGUAAGUUGACUGAGGGUGAAGUGGUUGUGAAGCAACAGGACAACACAAACUCCAUAGCCAAUUCGGGUACCCAGCUUCCGCCUAUUCGGUCAGUGUUUAGUUUUCCUAACUAG